CUUCGGCAUCCUUCCAGUCCUCGCCCAGCUUCGUCAAUGGUUCAAGCUUCACCACCCCCUUCACAUCUCCUCUAUACACACCAGAAUCGUCUCCUCGCUCCCUUCCCUUUGACAAGUCAGGCGCCGGUGUCUUACCGUGUGGCGCUUCGCAGGCAAACGGUGACUCCGUCGGGAUCAAGGCCGACGAGUUUGUUCUUGGAGAAGAUGUAUCUUGCGCCACCGAUGGGGAGAAAGACGUUCCUGUCGUCACUCUCGACGACGGCAAGGUCGUCUACACGGUUUUGGACUGUAUUGGUCAUGGUGGUUUUGGCAGGGUCUUCGCCGCCCAGGCCUCUCCGCACGAUACAAGCAUGGACUUUCCUCGCCAGGUAGCCAUCAAGGCCAUUUCCAAGAGCGACGUUCGCUCCAACCAGAGCUACUUCGACGCAGUCGCGAACGAACGCAAGAUCCUUGUUGCAGCCAACGGGACGGAUGGCGACUUCCUGACCAAAUUGCUUUCAUGCUUCCAGGAUGAUGAUAAUAUAUAUUUCGUUAUGAGGCUCUAUGUGAAGGACCUCUCACAGUUCAUGAGAGAAUUCACCGGGGGUAUGCCCUUGGAGUACAUCCGUCAUUACAUCGCAGAACUCGUCCUCGGCAUGCAGCAACUGCAGAGCGCAAAAAUCAUCCACGGCGACCUUAAACCCAACAACAUCUUCGUCACCCCCACCGGCCAUCUCGCCAUCGGCGACUUCGGCCUUGGACAACUCCUCGGCGUUCGUGACUUUCGCAACCACAAACGUCGUUGUGGCCAGAUUGGAACGCCGCACUAUUUCGCGCCAGAGAUCCUUGAUCCCGAUUAUAUCCUCGAGCAUGGUUAUGGACAGACCUUGGAUAGCUGGACGUUUGGGUUGAUUUUGGCGGAAAUGAGCGGGAUCAAAGGGCCUCUGUUCCGCUCGAAAGACAUGCACGCUCUCAAGGAUGAGAUCGAGGCUGCUGAUAUCGAGAAGAAGCUAUCCCCCGUUGAAGACGACAAACUGCGCGCGUUGAUCUCCAAGCUUCUGGUCAAGGAUCCAAUGGAGCGCUUGUCUCUGCUGGACAUCCACGAGGAUGAAUUCUUUCACGGACUGGACUGGUCUGCUGUGAAAGCACGGACCUGGAUUGAUAACGUCGAGAUACCCACAAAACUCCUUAAUACUGAACGCGAGCUCAAGAAACCGUCCGUUGCCCCCACCGGCAAUCCAACGACGUCGAGCCCCAAAGCUUGGGCUCGGCUCGACUAUACAUCCAAGCAGGAGCACCUCGUAGAUGCUAUGCAUGGCGAAUGCAAGCUCGAGAUCAGGCCCGUCGACAAACAUGAUCCUGUUUGGUCCCAUUAUGUGACUCCUCUCGACGACCCGAUCUCGACUUUCGCAACCGACUUCAGCAGGUGCCCGGAGUUUUGAGCCAGGAUCGCGUGCACCUUACUUCUUCGAACGUUCUCGAUCGAGAUCCAAUCAUCUCGCCAUACGAUUUCUUCCUCCGGAUUUCUGCCCAUCGUCGUCUCUUUGUAUCUCAUAGUCCCCUCACGCCUUGGCCCAUUGUCACGUCUGACACUCAUGAGAUCUAGACAUACACAUCAUUCUACUGGUUCAACAUAUCGUCUCUCCAUCUUUCUCUCCUCCGCAUCGAUUUCUAAUCUGCUCUCAUCCUGCUUUCGUUUUGCUUUACUCCCUUCAUUGACGCCAUCUACGAAUAUUCACCCAUUCAACGUUUGCUUCCCAUAUUCAGGUCUCUGCUUUACCUACCAUCCUACCAUACAUUUCCUAGACUUUCAC
Stereum hirsutum FP-91666 SS1 is the source of this 1793-nucleotide messenger RNA. RefSeq names its product kinase-like protein. The coding region runs from base 351 to 1421 and encodes 356 amino acids. Gene Ontology annotation, molecular function: ATP binding; protein serine/threonine kinase activity. The record is from RefSeq and is a predicted model, not a curated record. Gene Ontology annotation, biological process: intracellular signal transduction; peptidyl-serine phosphorylation. Lineage: Eukaryota; Fungi; Basidiomycota; Agaricomycetes; Russulales; Stereaceae. The transcript has 4 exons.